CCGCCCUCCGCAGAGGCUCCACCCGCGAUCUCCACCCACCUACCAGCCCCACAGCCGCUGAGACGGAAGCUCUCCUAUCCCAACUUCCUUGACCACAUGUCUUUCAACUAUGACGCCAGUCUCUUCCUCAGCCAACUUCAACGUCAGCGUAAUCUUGAGGCGGGACUGCAGGCACCACUCCGUGGCGAAGCUCGCAAGGAAGAAUGUGCCUGGACUAAGCAACUGCGUAGUGUGGGUUUGAUUAUGAACGUUUGUCAGCGCAACUCCAUCAUGGCAACGUUCCUGACCAGGAAGCCCUUGCGCGGAAUCGCCGCAGGUUGCGGAUUUGCAGAUUUUGUUCUCGGAGCUGUAACUUGGAGUCGCCACCCCCACUCCCCGAGUUCUAUCAGUUCAGGAGAGGAGGCUGCCGUCCAGGCAGUCGGUUUUUUCGAGGCCUGCCUUAUGAAGAGCGCUUAG
Dibothriocephalus latus is the source of this 456-nucleotide messenger RNA. NCBI's taxonomy places the organism in Eukaryota, Metazoa, Platyhelminthes, Cestoda, Diphyllobothriidea, Diphyllobothriidae. The record is from the annotation of a GenBank genome assembly.